Psammomys obesus (fat sand rat) is the source of this 1538-nucleotide messenger RNA. It is a transcript of the gene Fyrd1, whose product is annotated as transforming growth factor beta regulator 1. Lineage: Eukaryota; Metazoa; Chordata; Mammalia; Rodentia; Muridae. Gene Ontology annotation, biological process: regulation of cell cycle. Bases 115 to 1335 code for a protein of 406 amino acids. The record is from RefSeq and is a predicted model, not a curated record. Gene Ontology annotation, cellular component: nucleus. The transcript has 9 exons.
CAGCGCUCUUGCGCAACUUCCGGUGGGGCAGCCCUCGGGAGCUGACUGGGAGUGCGCGGAGAGCCUCCGCUCCGUGGCUCCCGCGGCCCGAGGCUCCUGAGCUGGGGCCGGAUCAUGAGCUUGCUGGGUGGCCCGCCUUCCGAGCCGCGCACCCCGCUGUCCAGCAAAGCCAGGAUGAAAAAGUUCCCGCGGAAGAGCCAGAACGAAAAGUACCGGCUGAAGUACCUGAGGCUGCGCAGAGCGGCCAAGGCCACAGUGUUUGAAAAUGCUGCCAUUUGUGAUGAAAUUGCUCGCCUUGAGGAAAAAUUUCUUAAAGCAAAAGAAGAAAGAAGAUUCUUGCUGAAGAAGCUCCUCCAGCUUCAUGCUCUCACUGAAGGGGAACCACAGGCUGCAGCUCCUUCCCACAGCUCUAGCUUGCCCCUGGCUUAUGCUUCAGCCAGCUCUGUGGGAACGAUCCAGGGAGCUGGGCCCAGUACAGGGACCGAGGAACCAUUUGGGAAGAAAUCCAAAAAGGAGAAGAAAGAAAAGGGCAAAGAGAACAACAAACUGGAAGUUCUGAAGAAAACAUCCAAGAAAAAGAAAAUGGAGGGAGGUGCUCGCAAGCUGGUCCGGCCCAUUGCCCUGGAUUCCUCAGGACGGCCUGUGUUCCCCAUCGGACUAGGGGGUCUAACAGUAUAUAGCCUGGGGGAGAUUGUCACCAACCGACCUGGCUUCCAUGAUGAGAGUGCCAUCUAUCCUGUGGGCUACUGCAGUACUCGAGUGUACUCCAGCAUGAAGUGCCCAGACCAGAAGUGCCUAUACACCUGUCAGAUCAAGGAUGGUGGAGUACAGCCUCAGUUUGAAAUCGUUCCUGAAGAUGACCCCCACAACACCAUCGUCGGAUCCUCUGCAGAUGCUUGUUAUGAAGAACUGCUCAGGGCCAUCAGUGCUACAACGGGGAAGCUGCAGCCUAACCCAUUCUCAUGUGGUGCUGAUUUCUUCGGGUUUUCUCAUCCAACCAUCCACAACCUGAUACAGAGUUGUCCAGACGCUCAAAACUGUGUCAAUUACCAGUGGGUGAAAUUUGAUUCAUGCAAACCCAGGAAGGGGCAGCUGUCCCAGGAACUGCCGGAGAACGAUGCGUCUAUGAGCCUUGAAGCCUUUCAGACACAGACAUUUGAUGAUGACCAUGAUGAUUCCAUUCUGCCAGGAUCUCUGGACCUACCUGAGCUUCAGCAUGAAGCCUUUGUGUCAUCUUACCAGCCAGAGUUCUUGACACAUGAACCCUUGGUAGAUACUGACCUGCAGCACCUGAAGUCUCCAUCACAGUGUAGCCCAAUUCAGUCUUCAGAUUGAACAGGAAAGGGGUAGAGCCCACCUCCUUUUCAUCAUCAUGAGUUUUAAAUUUAAACUAAAACUUGCUCUACGGAAGAAGGCAGCAGCCGAGAAGCAGGGAAGAUACAAACACAUUUCAUUGUGGAUAUUCCUGUGCUGACAGUGUACCCUUGGGUAAACUUCAGUUGCUUUUAUUUUUAGUAAUAAAUAUCUCUUGACAGUUA